AUGGCGCCGUAUGAAAUGUUGUAUAGGAGAAAAUGUAGAACCACUGUUUGUUGGGGAGAAGUGGGACAAAGAGAACUCGUGCCCAAAGAUGUGGUAGCGAUAACUAAUGAAAAGAUCGACAUAGUACUGGCCCGAUUAAAAGCAGUGCAAGACCGACAAAAGUCCUACGCGGACAAAAGAAGGCGCCCUAUUGAGUUCCAAGUGGGGGAUCGAGUAUUCUUGAAGGUGUCCCCGUGGAAAGGUAUAAUUCGAUUCCGUAAGCGAGGAAAGUUGGGUCCUCGAUAUAUUAGACCGUUCAGGAUUUUAGCUCGAGUUGGAAAGGUAGCCUACCGGUUAGAACUACCCUCAUCACUAGAAGGGAUUCACAACACCUUUCAUGUAUCACAACUACGGAAAUGUCUUGCGGAUGAAACGGCUCAUGUACCCCUUGAGGAUAUUGAGAUAGACGAGAGAAUGAAUUACGUGGAAAGACCGGUAGCUAUAGAAGAUUCCAAGGUGAAGACUCUUCGCAACAAAGAAAUCAAGCAAGUUCUAGUUCAAUGGCAACACAGGAAGGGGUCGGAUCUCACUUGGGAACCAGAGGAUGAAAUGCGAAAGUUCUACCCGUCUUUAUUCGGUACGUAA
Messenger RNA from Helianthus annuus (common sunflower), 624 nucleotides. RefSeq lists its product as uncharacterized. The coding region runs from base 1 to 624 and encodes 207 amino acids. NCBI's taxonomy places the organism in Eukaryota, Viridiplantae, Streptophyta, Magnoliopsida, Asterales, Asteraceae. The record is from RefSeq and is a predicted model, not a curated record. The transcript has a single exon.